AUGACUGCUGUGGCAUCGCCGCCUAGUGUGCAAUCGGGGCCUCGCUUGGGAUGGUACAGCUCUGGUAACGGAGGACAAGGAGCCCUGUCUUCGAUGGACACAGAUGAGGUAUCACGAGUUUUUAUGCCACGGAAAAGCAUUCAGAGAUCAAACUCUUCUUCGUCGUUGAACUCCAAUUCAUCCACCUCGACCGUGGCGACCAACUCGCAGAAUUCUGAUUCGGGACAGAACACCAACAUUGAAUGGUCCUCGAAGAAAAAGUCAUCGAGAAACAUCUGGCCCAGCACCAAGUCCGAACCGGUUUCGGGAAUAACAAACGCACGAUCUCAAGUGGUUCCGGCAUUUUCAGCCGGUUCUACAGCUUCUUCUACCAUGUCCACAAUCCAUCAACCGUCCUCCAUCGUUCCAUCGCAACACAUGCCCCAGACUCCCCAGCAAAAUGGCGCCCGCGCGAAUGGGCAGCCUUCUGGAGAACCACCUAUCGUACUGUCACUUUUGCCACUCAACGGCACGUUCGAUAAGAAACAGAUCCACGUACCCUUCUUCCCAGAUAUGCUGAAGAUCGGGCGGCAGACGAACGCCAAGACUGUCCCCACUGCGAUGAACGGUUUCUUCGACUCCAAAGUUCUCUCCCGGUCGCAUGCGGAAAUUUGGGCAGACAAGAAUGGUAAAAUAUGGAUUCGAGAUGUGAAAUCAUCCAAUGGUACAUUUGUCAAUGGCAAUCGGCUAUCUCAAGAAAACCGCGAGUCAGAUCCUCACGAGAUCCGCGAGAAUGAUACUUUGGAGCUCGGGAUUGACAUAGUCAGCGAGGAUCAAAAGACCGUUGUUCACCACAAGGUUUCCGCCAAAGUUGAACAUGCGGGUGUCCUAACCAGCAUCCCAAACAUCCUAGACCUCACAUUGGGAGACCUGGAUCCUGCCUCGGGUAAUGGAAUGCUUCCAUCUCCUCUCAGUCAGCCGCUUUCCCAUUUUCGGGGCCGUUCUGGAAGUGCUAUGAGCAACCGGAGCACACAAAGUUCUGCUAGCACUCAGCUUAAUGCCUUACAGCAGCAACGACAGAUGAAUUAUUGGAAUUCCCCAGUAUCCAUCGAACAAGUUGUCAAAAGACUUACGAGCGAAAUGAAACAAGCGAAACAACAAGCUCAGGACCUCCGUCAAACCGACGCUUUCUUGGGGACACUCAUGAAGCCAAGUCAACCAGAGAAAGAAAAGGUCAAGCACUCAGAAAAUCAUCACCCUCGCCAGGUGAAUGGACGGCCCAAGAUGCCACGCGUCGAUUCCUUCUCGAGGUUCUCUGACCCUCCUGCACCACCUCCUCAGCAACCACUGCCCGAAAAGCCGGAUGCUUUGCCGCGCAAUGGACCCGACGCAAUUUCACCUCUCAAACGUUCCGACACAGAAAAAGCUAAGCUUGGAGCUGGCAACUCGCCGGUGACCCGAGACUCCAGCCAAAUUCUUUCACUCAUUGAAGCUUUGACUUCGACGAGAAGGGAGCUGGACUCGCAAGGUGCUCGCGUGAAGGAGCUGGAGAGCCUUUUACUUCAUGAAAGGGCCGCUCGUGAGUCAGCGGAAGAAAGAGCCAAGAAGAUGGAAACGCAUACCACAACAGGGGUUGAUUAUUCGGAUAGCACGGCUACGAUUGAACCCUGUCAUGGGGACACUCAGAAUAUCACGAAUGGGCUACCGGUGGUGCUUGAGAAGUCUCUUGGUAAAGAGAAUAGUUCUGCGUUUGAUGAUGAAACGAAGGCAUCGGAGGAUGGUCAAGCCAAGCAAUUACAGCGCCGCUUAGAGGAAGUGAUGAGCGAGAUGGAAGAAAUGCGGAGCCAGGUCGUGACACUUAAGGACCGUGCACAUAAGGCUGAGAGUGAAACCGCAGAAACACGCAAUUCGCUGGCGGAGAUGAUUGAAACAUUGCGGCGUGAACGUGCAGAAAAUGCCGACGGGGCAACCACAAAGCCCGAGUCUCUCUUGCCAGAGCUGACAGAAUCUGCUCCCGGGAUUAAGGAGUCGCCGACAACCUCCAAGGUCAAGGAACUCGAAACCUUUAAAUCGCCAAAGACCAAAGAAAUGCAAGACGGCAGCACUUCCUUUACUUCACAGCAGCAGAAACAAGCUGCUUUGGACCAGUCUAGUCCGUAUGCGUCGAUGCUUGGUGUUGUACUAUUAGGGGUAGGCAUUAUGGCCUAUCUGAAUGGGUGGCAAAGGAUGGACAGAUGA
Messenger RNA from Aspergillus ruber CBS 135680, 2217 nucleotides. Its product is annotated as putative cytoplasm to vacuole targeting Vps64. The transcript has 2 exons. The record is from RefSeq and is a predicted model, not a curated record. NCBI's taxonomy places the organism in Eukaryota, Fungi, Ascomycota, Eurotiomycetes, Eurotiales, Aspergillaceae. Gene Ontology annotation, molecular function: protein binding. The coding region runs from base 1 to 2217 and encodes 738 amino acids. Gene Ontology annotation, cellular component: cytoplasm.